Messenger RNA from Plasmodium gallinaceum, 1653 nucleotides. RefSeq names its product conserved Plasmodium protein, unknown function. The record is from RefSeq and is a predicted model, not a curated record. The transcript has a single exon. Bases 1 to 1653 code for a protein of 550 amino acids. Lineage: Eukaryota; Apicomplexa; Aconoidasida; Haemosporida; Plasmodiidae.
AUGGAUAAUAUACAGCAACAAAAAAAAAAUUUUAAAGAAAAAAAUGAAAACAUGAAUAAUAAAUUAAAUAACGAAGAAUUAAAAAGAAAAACGAAUCACAUUGAAUCUAAAUUUAAAAAGUUUUGUGGUUGUACUGAUCUUAUUUUAAAUUUGCCUACCAUUGACGAAAGUUUAAAAUUUUUGAAACAUGAAGUAGACAAUAGUAUAUUAAAUUUUAAUUAUAGUACAAUGCUUUUAAACGAAAAAGUUGAAAGACUAAAUGAUGUGGAACGUAAUGUAUCUAUACCAAUGGAAUUACCCUUCUUAUAUUCUUUUAAUUUAGAAAAUAAUGACGAUAUAAGAAAUUGGAUUAAUGAACAGAACAUAUGUGAAAAAGAAAAAGAUUCUAAACUGUUGAAUAAUAUAUAUUUAAAUGAUAAAUUGAAAGAAUUUUCAUCCUAUUUGCCAAUUGUUAAAUCUUUUGAAAAGGAAGAUUUUGAUUUAUUGAACGUAACCAUUCCAAACUAUUUUAAAAGAAUAAGAAAUAAUAUAUUAGCAAAUGAAGAAAAAAAAAAUAGAGAAAAUGAUAAAAAUGUUGAUAAUGUAUAUAAUACUUCUAUAGAUGAUAUAAAUGCAGUUAAUACAAAAAAGAAAAUUCUUUAUAAUGAAUAUUUUGAACAUCCAUUAAAAAAAUAUUUAAAAAUUAAAAAAAUUUAUCCCAUAAUCCCAUAUAUAUCAGUGUGGAGAAAUAAGUAUGUACAGGGUAUAAUGGAAAUUGAAAGUAAUAAUAAAAUAAAUGAAAAUAAUAAAUACAAUCAAAGUGAUUAUAAAAAGAAAAAAAAUAAAAAAUUCUAUGGUCUUCUACAUUUAAUAGAAAAAAGUAGAGAUAAGCAUAUAUAUAGUUUAUAUAAAAAUCAUGAUAUAAACAAUAUGAAUUACUUCUUGAAGAAUUUGCAAAAUAAAAGUAAUAAAGAAAAAAAAGAAUACCCUGAUGAUAAAAAGAAUAGCCUUCAUAAAGAGAAUAAUAAUAUUCUAGAAAAUAGGGAUAUUGAAAAAAAUAAUAAAAAUACUAUGGAAAAUAUAAAACUAAAUGAAAAUCAAAAUGAAAAUGAAAAUCAAAAUAAUAAUAAUAAUAAUAAUAAUAAUAAUACAAAAAAAAAAAUUAGUUUAAGUAAAUUCUUAAUAAAAAAGCAUAUAUUAAAAUUAAAAAAAUUAGAAAAAUUAAAAAAUAAUAUUCCAAAAGAAGUAAAGAAAUCACUUACAAAAGAUAACAAAGAAGAAUUUUCUAGUACAAAAAAAAAAAUUUUUAUGAGACAAUCAUUACAAAUUAAUGAAGGCUCAUCACUUAAUGAAAAAAUUAAAUAUCAACAAACAGAAAAAAAUUUAGAUGAAGGGAAUGAAAAAAAUGAAAUAAAAAUUGAAAAAAGUGUAAGUUUAACUGAUAUGGAUAAUUCAAUUAAUAAAAAUGUACUUGAUGAAAAUGUAAAACUUUUCAAAUAUGUUAGAGAUUAUAAAUCUCCACCUUUUUCUUUAAAUAAGAAUGAUACAAUGUCAUAUGUUAUUGGUCUUUCAAAAAAAAGAUUAGCCUAUAUAUUUCCAACACUGUCUAAAAAAGUUAUUUUUUCUAAAACCGGUCAUCAGAAAAGAAAAAAUUAUAUUUUACUAAAAGAGUAA